Rhizophagus irregularis DAOM 181602=DAOM 197198 is the source of this 1041-nucleotide messenger RNA. Lineage: Eukaryota; Fungi; Glomeromycota; Glomeromycetes; Glomerales; Glomeraceae. The record is from RefSeq and is a predicted model, not a curated record.
AUGAAUCCUACUACAGGAAUGCCUAGAGUUUCUGAUACUAUUUUUAGAAAUGUUGAUGAAAUAUGUAAAAAAUACUUAACACCAAAUUCAUUAGCUUUACAACGUAAACAAAUGGUUGAAAGCCUUUUGUAUAGAACUUGGAUAAAGGAAGUUGAAAAUAUUUAUCUAUUGGAUUCAAAUCGGUAUGACGAAGGAUUUGUGGAAGAUGAUUAUGAAGAACCCCAAAUUUUAAUUAAUAUGGCUUUAGAGGCUUGUUCAAAUGGUAUAGUAAAUGAAAUUUGGGAAGUUAGGCAUCUUCAAAGCACAAAAAACCGAUCACAAUUUGUCAUAAUACUUGACGAUGGUAGUCAUUACUGCACAUGUCUUUAUUUAAUUUAUGCUGGAUUCGUUUGUAGGUAUUUUUUUGCCGUAAUGUUACAAUCAAAAAUUGCACAGUUUAACAUUAAACUUAUACCUUCCCGAUGGUAUUCCAAAGAAGGGCUUUCAGUAAUGGAUAAGAUACAAGAAAAUUCAAUUCAGCUGAUACAAGAUGGAGAGCAGAGAACUGGUACUUUUUAUACAUUAAAUAUUAUUCGUGGACAAGAAGUAUAUAAUGAAUUUAUAAAAAAUUUGGAUUCAAAAAAAGAAAUAUUUGGUCGUGGAAUUGGACUUUGUAAGAAGGCUUUAAAUCUAGCAAUUGCAAGUAAUUCUCACCAAGUUUUUGAAAAUCUUUUACAACAGUUUAUUGAGCAACAAACAGUAUCACUUUCAGCACAAGAUGAUGAUUUAACUGAAGAAGUUUUAGGUAUUUCAAAUCCAAUUCAACACAAAGGCAAAGGCCGACCUGCAAAUAAGAGAUAUUUGUCGGCUAUUGAAAAUCGUUCUAAUAGAAAUGCAAAUUCAAAAAAUCAAGAUCAGGACGAAGUUUCGGAAGGAUCAAGAAAGAAAAACAAGCGGCAAUGUGCUCUAUGUAAGUCAUGGUAUCAUGACUCGCGAAAUUGCCCUUCAAAAAAUAAAGAACAAGAUAAAGAAAAUAUUUAGAUAGUUUUAUUUGUUAUUUAA